AUGCGUUUCCUCUACUGGAUUAUUACUGCCAUAUCGUUGGUCUAUGCGGCCCCUGCCAUCCUCCCAAGUGGAAAAAUAGCUGGAGAGUUGAAUAUCGAACCCCGAGCACAAAACAAAGUAUUUGAUGGCUCCAGCAGCUCUGAUAACAGCCUUUGCUCUGGGGAAGAACAAGCCCAAGGGUGCGUGAGUGACCAGACGUUGAAACAAGCGACGGCCGUGGGAGACUCUGUCGAAGAUGCUGUUGGAGAGCAGUUUGGCAACCUCGAUGAUAACCCAAGCCGACGCUCUCUUCAUGCUCGCCAACCACAGGGAGGGGUGCUCAACAAAGGCUUGCUCAGUGGAGCACUCCUCAGCGGCCUCCCACUUGUCGGAGGCGGAGGACAGUGA
Messenger RNA from Nannizzia gypsea CBS 118893, 387 nucleotides. RefSeq lists its product as hypothetical. The transcript has 2 exons. Lineage: Eukaryota; Fungi; Ascomycota; Eurotiomycetes; Onygenales; Arthrodermataceae. The record is from RefSeq and is a predicted model, not a curated record. The coding region runs from base 1 to 387 and encodes 128 amino acids.